AUGAGUGAUGUAUCUAUGGGUUCAAAUAAAGAGGUAAUCCAUGAUGUUUGUGUAUUAUACUUAUCCAUUCCCCCAGGUAUUGAUCAUGCUCCAUCAGCUUAUCAAGUUGUAGAAGGAAAUGAGCUGAUUCUUUUCUGUAAUGCCACUGGAAAUCCAAAGCCUGACAUUACUUGGACUAAAAAAGGAAAAAGCUGUGAACUGCCCACAUCAGAGACUCUUACAUUAACAAAGCUGACACGAGAAGAAGAUCAAUCUAUUUACAAAUACCUACUACAACCUCCAAUACAACAUUGUUCCACUCCAGUAAAUGAAGGAGACAAUGUAACAUUAAACUGUAAGGGAAAUGGUAAUCCAUCGCCUCGCACAUUAUUUUUGUUUCUGUCCAAAAGAUCCACCAGCAUCAACCAUGAUUGCAACUGUUCCCACAAACACUAUACAGUGCUACGUGGUAGUACAUUGGUGCGGAGGUGUGAUGUAGAAGGGAACCCUGAUGCUCAUGCUUAUAACCUCUACUUUAAUGGCAACUUUAUCGGUAACAGUAGCUGUGGUGUGUUUAACAUCAGUGUGAAGGAAGAUGGAGAGUAUACUUGUGUUCCUGUCAACAAAUUUGGCAUAGGAAGCAAUGGCAGUGUCAGUGUGAAUGUAGUUGUGUCCCCAGUUGCUGAGGUUGUUCUUCAAGCUGGCACAGUUGAGGAAGGUGGAAACAUUACCUUGAUCUGUAACAGCAGUGGUGUUCCUUCUCUAUCUGUUGUCUGGACUCAAGUUGGAACUGCAAAGGUUUUGUAGGCAGACCAGGGACACCAGAUAGCGUGAACCAGUAUCAGUAUACAGCCAGUAAUGGAGUGGGUUCACCUGCUACAGUUGUAGUUAACAACUGUUCAUUGUGAGUUGAUAACUUCAUAAUUAUAUAUAAUUAUGUGCUGCGUGGUUAUCUGUUAAUUGUACCAGUAUUGCAUUUCAUUACGAAAAGGCUCUGUGCUUGAAGAAGAAGAAGGAGAAAAACAGGAGAAAUAGAGGAUAUUUCAUGGCCACUUGGAGAUACUGAUAACAUGUUAUUUAAAAAAACACCUUAUAUUUCACACGAGAUGAUCUUUAUUUUCACGCGUGAAAACGAGAUCUGUUGGUCGAUGUUGAUCUUGCUUGAAGGCUUUUUUUUUUUCUGCAAAUACAUACAUGUUUCAAAUUGUAAGUAAUUAGUUACUUUAAAGGUCCUCCAGAGACAGUCAGAUAUCUCUAUCCACGACAGUCGUCACUGAAGGUAGCAAUAUCAAACUUGUCUCCCAAACUACUGGGAAUGUAUGACCAAAUAUAACUUGGACUAAGAUGGGACGUCGAGGGAACUAUCAGUUCGAAAUUAUUCAUCUCAUCCAUAUUUGUUCAAAUCUACAACAAAGACUCGAUCAUAGAAAGAUGUGUUUCAUAUACUGUAGGGUUGUGUUUGGGUGUAAAGUGAAGUAUCUCAUUCUUUUAAUCUGAUCAAAUCCUGCAGAGAUAGUGACUAAUCCUAAAGACCAAGCGUUGAGGAUAGGAGAGAAAACAGCUCUAUCUUGUGACGCUGUUGGUAAACCUGUGCCGAACAUAACCUUCUCUGGAGAGAAUGUCACAGUUGUCCACAGCAAGAAACUUGUUGUCAACAGCUCCCGUAUAACUUAUUUUAAGAUCUACACAUGUACAGCAUUUAAUGUAAUACAGACACCAGUAUCUGUCACUGCGACUGUUACU
Molecule: messenger RNA, 1722 nt
Organism: Stylophora pistillata
Lineage: Eukaryota; Metazoa; Cnidaria; Anthozoa; Scleractinia; Pocilloporidae
Product: hemicentin-1
Biological process (GO): cell-cell adhesion
Cellular component (GO): plasma membrane; cell-cell junction
Molecular function (GO): cell adhesion molecule binding
Source: RefSeq, a predicted model, not a curated record